ACCCCUCCGGCAACGGGGCCCGGACACAACAGCCCCCCGACAGGACCCCCCGGACCCACUCGGGGAGGAGGAGGAGGAGGAAGAAAGGAGAGGAGAGGAGAGGAGGCCUCCUCCUCGCUUUGGGGGUCAGAGGUCACCCCGGCGGGCUCUCACCGCCCUCGGGGGGCCACCGGGCCCCCCACCCCGACACAUCCCGCUCCGACCAGCUUCGGGGAAUGUGUUCGCGGUGAGCACGUCCGUGGCGGCGGCGGCGGUGGCGGCGGCAGCAGCGGCCUUCUGGUUCCCCCCGGCUCUCUACGCCAUGGUCACGUACAGCAAAUUCCCCGCCAUAGGGAUGAGCCACCGUCUGGACUCAGGCCUACGCCUCAAGACCUUCAGCUCCAAAAGAGAGUACCAGCUGGUGAUGAACGCCGUGCACAAACUCCAGCAGUGCGGGUUCUACUGGAGCACGGUGACCGGGGGCGAAGCCAACCUGCUCCUGAGCGCCGAGCCGGCCGGGACCUUCCUUAUCCGCGACAGCUCAGACCAGCGUCACUUCUUCACGCUCAGCGUCAAGACCCAAGCCGGAACCAAAAACCUGCGCAUCCAGUGCGAGGGGGGCUGCUUCUCCUUGCAGAGCGACCCCCGCAACACGCAGCCCAUACCCCGCUUUGACUGCGUCCUCAAACUGGUCCACCACUACAUGCCGCCAUCCUCCUCCUCCUCCUCCUCCUCCUCCAGCCCCCCAAAGACGCCACCCCAGAAACGCACCUACUACAUUUACUCGGGCGGGGAGAAGAUUCCCCUCGUGCUCAAUCGCCCGUUGGCCUCCAAUGUGGCCAGUCUCCAGCACCUGUGUCGCAAGACGGUCAACGGUCACUUGGAAUCCUACGAGAAGGUGGCCCAGUUGCCAGGGCCCAUCAAGGAGUUUUUGGACCAGUACGACGCCCCGCUUUAAGAGACGGGGCGGGAGGGGGCGGGGAGGGGGUGUCCCCCGUCUCCCCCCGCACAAGGCACAAGCACAAGAAUCCAGCCCGUCUCCGGUUCUUCUCCGCCUGCCCUGCACAAGGGGAGUCAGGAGAGACCUCCCUCCUCCUCCCCCCGAAUCCUCUCCCGCCCCCGCCGUGACGUGGAGCGGUCUGGAAGAAGAAAGUAUCCGUGGUCCCCAUCCAGCUUCUCUGGAGGAGUCGCCGGGCCUGGUGGGACGGAUUUGGAAAAUGAGGGUCUCCGAGAAGAAGGAGGGGGGCCGUGAACUGUCGGCAGUCGAUGCGGGGAGGGACGCCCCCUCCCCACCCACACCCUCAUCCUAGAGACUCUUUUUUAAAAGUGUUCAGUUCGAAACUUCUCCGCUCCCCCCACCCCGGGUGGUCGAAGAUAGGCCCCUCUCCCCGUGGGACCCCUUCCACGCUGGGGGAGGGCGAAACGGAUCCGGGAUGGGGGGGGGGGAUUCACCAGAAAGGAGAAGUUCCCACACGAGCACUAGGAUCCAGCUAGUGCCUGAAAGUAAACACAGCU
Tachyglossus aculeatus (Australian echidna) is the source of this 1494-nucleotide messenger RNA. RefSeq names its product suppressor of cytokine signaling 3 (gene SOCS3). Gene Ontology annotation, molecular function: 1-phosphatidylinositol-3-kinase regulator activity. Lineage: Eukaryota; Metazoa; Chordata; Mammalia; Monotremata; Tachyglossidae. Bases 302 to 937 code for a protein of 211 amino acids. The transcript is spliced from 2 exons. The record is from RefSeq and is a predicted model, not a curated record. Gene Ontology annotation, cellular component: phosphatidylinositol 3-kinase complex. Gene Ontology annotation, biological process: intracellular signal transduction; phosphatidylinositol phosphate biosynthetic process.